This is a messenger RNA of Sphenostylis stenocarpa, 696 nucleotides long. The record is from the annotation of a GenBank genome assembly. NCBI's taxonomy places the organism in Eukaryota, Viridiplantae, Streptophyta, Magnoliopsida, Fabales, Fabaceae.
AUGGCUGCGGCUUCAACUUCUGCUACGUCUCUCUUCCUUCCUUCUUCGUUCAAACGCAGUGCUCCAACGCCCAACUCCGUCAAGCUCCGUUUUCCGCACCUCAAUCGCCGUUUCAACGGCUUCAGGAUCGCCGCUUCGUUUUCCGUUUCCAAUCCGAACGUUCGAACCGGCCCCGACGAUCUCGUUGCCGCCAUUCUCUCGAAGGUGGUGCAAACAGAUGGAGGAGUUUUACUGAAGAAAGAAGAACAUAAAGAAGUGGCUAAAGUGGCUGAGGAACUGCAGAAAUACUGCGUGAGUGAGCCUGUGAAAUGCCCUUUAAUAUUUGGAGAGUGGGAUGUGGUGUACUGUUCACGGCCAACAUCACCUGGAGGUGGUUAUCGGAGUGCAAUUGGGCGCCUUUUCUUCAACACAAAGCAAAUGAUUCAGGUUGUUGAAGCUCCUGAUAUUGUGAGAAACAAGGUCACGCUUUCUGUUUUAGGCUUUCUGGAUGCAGAGGUGUCUCUGAAGGGACAACUGAAGGCGCUGGAUAGUGAAUGGAUUCAAGUUAUAUUUGAAGCACCUGAAAUAAAGGUAGGAUCGUGGAAGGUCCAGUAUGGUGGACAGAGUGAAGUUAAACUCAAAAUCACUUACGUGGAUGACAAAAUCAGGUUAGGAUUGGGUUCAAGAGGUUCCCUCUUUGUUUUUCAAAGAAUAUGA